Molecule: messenger RNA, 819 nt
Organism: Acaromyces ingoldii
Lineage: Eukaryota; Fungi; Basidiomycota; Exobasidiomycetes; Exobasidiales; Cryptobasidiaceae
Exons: 4
Coding region: 1-819 (272 amino acids)
Source: RefSeq, a predicted model, not a curated record
AUGUCCGACUCGUUUGCUUCCUCUUCAUUGCAAGCAAAUGGCGGCACAGAGCCAGACGAAAGCCCGUCAUCGCCAACGAGGAGCCGUGGAAUGGCUGAAAGGGCAUCCAUGGUUCCGCAAGAGUUCGGCGCCCGUCUCCCGACUCGCAUGGCUGAUGAGAUUCGAAUCCUUGAGAACGAGAUAGUGGAUCUCGAGAAGCAAGCUCAAGAGGAGGACACACGAAGCGGCCAAGGUCCCGAUUUGAGGGAGCAACAAUUCGAUUUACAUCAGUCUGAAGCAUUGCGAAGAGAGUUUCAGGGCCUCGACGAGGAUACCUUAGCAAUAAUUCUGACGAAGCCGAGACAAUCUGCGCUCGAAAAGCUCUUGGCUUGGCUUCCACCAGACAAGCCGCAAGUCUCCGCGCCCGUCUUGUCAGUUGGAGUCGAAGGUUCGGGGCCGGCUUCCAAGGUAGAUGAGGAGGUCAACCAGAUGUCAAAGGUCGAAACGGCCUCAAGAGAUGAGCGGCAAUACGCGCUGGUCCGGGAGCUCGAGGAGAGGAAGCACAGAACACAGGAACUGCUUGACGCCUUGUCUGAGUUCUCUACCAUCGACUUCGAGUCUUUGAAAUCGUCGGAAUCGAUUCGACAGACGAAGCCCAACCUUGUCGCUCGGACCAUUACAGUGAAGGGGAUCCUGCCGGGUGAUUUGGGGGACUUUGCCAUUGAGGUCGAGGUCGAGGAGCAAGAGGGUGCUAAGCCCGGCCCUCGAAUCAAUGCUCUUCGAUUUCGAACCUGCGACGAGAUCAGAGAUGCCCUAGGAAGACGGCACGUUGAGAGGUGA